GUGUUGUCCUUUUGCGCUUGCCGUACAAUGUGUUUGUUCAAUCCAAGAUGGCUGCGCUCAGGGGCAGAGUGGUCACAGAAUGUCUUACAACGUGUAUUUUUCGACAAACAGGCACAGCGAGCAUUUCCACUCUUCCUAUUGUCGUGACAAGGAAUAAGUGGUUUGUCCCGAGAUCACAUCUUCACACUGGCAGAGGAAGCAGGGGUCCUCUAGUUAGGGCACUUCUUGGCUGUCCCACUCAUGGCAAGUUCCUGCUGGUCAGUGCUGUGGUGGUCAGACACAGCAGCUCACAGAUGACAGAAACCAUGCAGAGCAUUUCAACUCCAGUUGAAGCUGUAGAUGUAUCUGCUGCAGUAUCUGUUCCGGUCUCCAUCCCAAGUGCUUCUGCUGACCCCGCCCCCGCAGUCACGCCACCAAUCACAGAGCAGGUGACCGAGGCUCCUCUCACUGCAUUGGAUGUUCUGCAGGAGGCUGGAGCUGAAGCCAGCCUAUCAGAGCUCGGCCUGGGCAGCAACACUCCUGUGGGCCUGAUCCAGAAUCUGCUGGAGUUUAUGCAUGUUAGCAUCGGGCUGCCAUGGUGGGCGGCCAUUGUUGCAGGCACCAUUUUAGCUCGGUGUGUUGUGUUCCCAGUCAUUGUAAAGGGACAGAGGGAAGCAGCCAAACUGAACAAUGUCAUGCCAGAAAUGACCAGGCUCACCAACCGCAUGAACGAAGCCAAACAGAGUGGUAACAAAUUUGAUUUUUCAAAAGCAUACACUGACUUGAUGAUGUUUCAGAAGAAGCAUGACGUGAACCCUUUGCGGGGGUUUCUAGUGCCCAUGGUACAGGCUCCAAUCUUCAUCUCUUUCUUCAUUGCCCUGCGUAAGAUGGCAUAUCUCCCCGUACCAAGUUUGCAGACUGGCGGUCUCUGGUGGUUCACAGACCUAACCGCAGCUGAUCCAUUCUACAUUCUCCCCAUUGCCGUGACUGGCACUAUGUUUGCCAUCUUAGAGUUAGGAGCCGAAUCUGGUGUAGACAACCCCAAUCUGAAGGCCAUGAAGACUGUCUUCAGGAUCAUGCCCUUCGUGAUCCUCCCUAUGACCAUUAACUUCCCCACGGCGGUGUUCACCUACUGGAUGACCUCUAACCUCUUCUCACUGGGUCAGGUGGCCCUCCUGAGGCACCCGGUCGUGAGACAGAAGUUACGCAUCCCAGAACGCAUCACACAUCCACCUUCAGCACUUCCUCCCAAUGAAGGUUUCAUAAAAAGCAUCAAGAACGGAUGGAAGAAUGCUCAGUUGACUCAGCAGCUGGAGGAGAGAGAAAGGAAAAUUAAAGGACACCUGGAUAUGGCAGCCAAAGGUCCUCUGAGGCAGACUUUUACCCAUAACCCCCUUCAGCAGUCAGCAGCACCGAUGUCAACAGGAAAAUCAAGUAGUUCGAAGCGAGACAAGAAGAGGCCAUGGGAAGAUACGAUUGGUUAACACCUCGAUGGAGAAUUGUGAAGGCUUUGUACAUAUGUAUUGAGAAGGACGUAAAAGUAAGACUAAAUAAGUGUUUAAUGGAAAAGGUGUUGUGCUGUGUCUUCUUGCCAUUAAAGAGCAAUCUUAUUGCCUUA
Molecule: messenger RNA, 1597 nt
Organism: Cyprinus carpio (common carp)
Lineage: Eukaryota; Metazoa; Chordata; Actinopteri; Cypriniformes; Cyprinidae
Product: OXA1L mitochondrial inner membrane protein
Biological process (GO): protein insertion into mitochondrial inner membrane from matrix; mitochondrial respiratory chain complex IV assembly
Cellular component (GO): mitochondrial inner membrane
Molecular function (GO): membrane insertase activity
Source: RefSeq, a predicted model, not a curated record